AUUAGUAGUUUAUUAAUUAAUGUAUCAAUUAAGAUUGUAUGCCAACAUGUUUGGUAAAUCAAUAGAUUGAAUUGAAUAAAUUUACUUCGCUUAAUUAGCAAUGCAAAUAUAUAAUUCAAAGUUAAUUUGCUCCAAUUUUCUUUCCUCCCCAGUGUCUGCGCGUCAAAGCGUCGGGUUUCGCGCGGUAUCUAUGUUCAAUUCUACAACUUCAUGCGCUGAAGAGUUCCAUAUACGACUUGCGAUAAAAGAAUUUACGAUAUACGAUUACGAUACGUUUUGUAAAACGGUCCAACGAUCUGUCGUAAGUUCUUCAAAUUUAGGACUUAGGACUUAAGAUUUCCGACUUUUUGUACGGUAUUGUCAUCGUCUCUCUAUGAAGUCUAAUGUGUCUAGUUAUUUCCCGAUGUGAUUGCCGUAUAAAGAUGGACGCGGAAGUUGCGUAGUAUGUUCACUGUGUUUAAUAAGGGACACGUUACAGGAUCAACAUGAGAACAACCGUGAGGUCAUUUGCGUCAUAAAUCCUAAAAACUGUCCCUCCUCAAUGUGAGGUUACAGAGAGGCGAUGAACAGCGACAUUAAAUUAGAUCUGCAUGAAGAGAAAUCUUCGGAGAAGAGCAAGAUUCCACUACUAAGUUAUCCAAGUCCUGAGACAACAGACGUUCCGGUAGUUGUUGUGAAAGAUGAUGACGUUUGGAAUCCCUCAGAUGCACACACUCCUGAUAUGACCCAUUGUCCCCACUGCCAGAACGAUGUGGUCCCUGUUGUUGAAUACAAAAUGGGCUUUCUACCCCCGCUUGUCACGUGUUUCAUGAUUAUGACGUGCAUCUUUUGCCUCGUUUCCUGGCUUCCGUUGGGGAACAAGCUGUUAAAGACCGUUAUUCACUUCUGUCCGGUAUGUAACCGUGAGAUCCGCCGGCUGACCAGGAUAGCCAUGUCCUUUCGAUGUGUUUGUUUUAUUACGUUGGUCGUAUGCGGUGUAAUAGAUGCACAACUGGAUUGUAGCAUAGUGUUGCACGGGACAUACGACUAUAUAGUGGUGGGUGGAGGAACAUCCGGGUCAGUAAUUGCGUCUAGGCUGUCAGAGGAUCCAGACAUCCGGGUCCUUGUAUUAGAGGCGGGAAAAGCAGAUGAUGACAUAUUUGAGAGUCACGUGAUAGACACCCCUGGCCUUUCCUACAGUCUUGUUGGUAGCAGUGUCGACUGGAAGUAUGAGACGGAGCCUCAACAGCAUUGCUGUAAUGGCCUCUCGGAAAAGAAAGUCAGGUUGUCGCGAGGAAUGGUUUUGGGAGGAACUUCCGCCAUUGAUUCUAUGGGACACAUCAGAGGAAGUCAGUACGUGUUCGACGAAUGGGAGCAGUCUGGAGCCAUAGGCUGGAAUUUCACCAAUGUGAAGGAUUUCUAUAAAAUGGCAGAGGAUGUCAACAUCAAACGUGUCCCACUGACAAAUCACAGAGGUCAAUGUGGACCUUUCCAUGUCACGGAACAAAAGGACGAUUCCUUGAGAUAUUCCAUGUUCAAAGCUGGUACGAAUGAAAUGGGCUGGCCGGUGGUGGAGUGUAAUAUCGGCGAGAAUAUUGGUCUUUGUCGAAGCCAGCUGACCACCAAACAUGGAAAUCGAAUCAGCUCAGCAAAAGCUUAUCUUAACCCUGUUAAAAAAAGAGUAAACUUGGACGUCCAAACUGAGGCUAAAGUUGUUAAGAUAAUAAUCGAUGAGUACGAUUUAAAGGCCACGGGUGUGGAUUUUCUGUACAGAGGGAAAAAAUAUACCAUAAAAGUGCGUCAUGAUGUAAUCAUGGCAGCUGGACCUAUUGAAACUCCGAAGCUGCUCAUGCUGUCUGGCAUAGGGAAUCCAGAUCACUUAGCAGCCUUAAAUAUAACUGUCUUGGAAGACCUCCCUGUUGGAAAUAAUUUACAAGAUGGUUAUGUGGUGCCUCUGCGACUGUACAUAAAGCUCCCAACAUAUCGACCUGAUAAACCCAUGGAAAACGUACAGAGAUGGAGAGAUUAUAUCUAUCUUAGACGAGGUGAAUUAGCCGAUGGACUUCUAGAUGCACACUAUUUUUUGAAAACAUUACCAAAAAAGACGACAAAAUACCCAGACAUUGGAAUCUCUGUCAUCAACAUGUUGCCCGAUAAUGACCAUUCAUUGCUCACGAAGAUGAACGUUAAAAAACAUGUGAGAGACACUUUCUACAAACAAGGUCGUGGUAAAAAUGGCGUUCUCUUGGAGUUGGGGUUAAUGCAUGCCAAAAGCCGUGGGACAGUCCGGUUAAGAAGUGCUGAUCCACAGGAUCCACCAAUCAUUAAUCCCAACUACUUAGCCCAGUCUGAAGACGUCGAAGAUUUACGCAAAGGCAUUGAAUUCAUCCUGAGGCUCACGAAAACGGUUGCCUUUAAAGCAGUAAAUGCAAAAUUGGAAGAAAAAAUUGAAGAAUGCGAGAAUCACCCGUUCAAAUCCCAAGACUACUGGAGAUGUUAUAUUCGAUAUGUAGGAUACAGUCCGAAUGAACUGGUGGGAACUGCACGGAUGGGGAGUUUAGAUGACAAUACUACAGUCGUUGAUAGUUCUUUAAGAGUAAAAGGAAUAAAUGGUUUAAGAGUUGCAGAUGCGUCUAUAAUGCCACAGAGCACAGGAUUAACUCGAGCCUCGGUAAUCAUGAUUGGAGAAAAGGCUGCUAAGAUCAUCAAGAGGGAUUACGAAGAGUACAAAGCAAAUCGUCACCAGCCCAAAUCAUUUAUAAGUUCGAUUAAAACCACAGAAGAGAAAAACCUGGAUCCGCUAACAUCUAGCGUCUAUGACACAAAACCAUCACUUGUCCAAUUAGAAAACACAAAGCCCGUUGAUCCAGUGACGUCAGAAUUAAAUUCAGCAUCAGAAAAAGAUUUGUUGAGUAUGUUUGAACAAUUAAUUACGGAGCCUGCUUCAGAUCCCCAACCAUUUUUGGGAACCGAGGCAGGAAGUUUGGGUAGUGGCCACUUGAAAUCCAAUACCGGGAUUCUAGAUAAGUCAGGUCGUCUAACGGAAGAUGCGCUGUUGCAUCUUGUAGGAGCUGCGUCAGAAUCUACCAAAUCGACAGCCGGUGGGUUGAUGGCUUCAUCAAGCACACAAAAGUCUCUGAAUCAUCCAAGUAAGCCACUCGAUAUUGCCAAGGCAGCUAGAAAUACCGUCAAACAGACAAAGGGCACACAGACAGUGGAUGUCUCAUUGUCAGACAUUUUCUCUGAUUUCCAGAAUCUUUCAUUAGAUUUGCCAAGUAUGACGAAAAAUAAAAAACGACCAGUUUUAUCUAUUCCAAACACACUGAGCAUCGAGCGCACCCAGGUUCCAGCAAGCACAAGGAGAAGUUCGCAGACUUCUAACGCAGGUGCACCUCGGCAGCAAUCCAUCCAUGAGAAAUCCACCAGGAGAGAUCCUACGACAAAUCAUCGUGUAAUUGAUAUGCAUUCAUUGAUGAAUGAACAAUCAGCUCCAAGCUCAGCAAAAAGGGUAAUUGACAUGCAUUCUCUUUCCAAUAGCCAGUCGCCCGCCACUGCAGAUACUAAUAAGUUAAUUUCACCUGAAUCUAUUGCACUAGAUGGCGUACCGAAGACAAAUUCUGAAAUAAUUCGUGAACGAACCUUGCAUCCUUUGUCAGAUUCUUUACAAAGAAGUCGUGUGUCGUCUGUUGGUACAGAAUCACUGUUUGACAAUCACAGGGAAAUGUUUCCCAGUAUGGAGCCUGAUGUUCUUGGUUUUUCAAGUAAUGCUGGUUCAUUACAAUCAAACAAUUUAAACAAUGGGCAUUUAAAUCAUAGAAGGAACGAAUUAGUCAAAGGUGCAUUUCCUUGAUAGUCAUUCUCUAAACGAUUUUGGGAAAAAUCAACAACAAUCACUUAAAGUCUUAUAAUUUAUCUAUUCAUUAGAUGAAAAUUUGUCUGAUGAAAGGAAGGUCGGUUCACGCGGCAGUAGCUGUUCACUUCUCAUUGUCCUCUCGCAGCGCAUUAUUGCACUUGUAGACACUCCCAUUCAUCUACAACAAAAACUACAUCUAACACUGCCAUAAUUGACUAUUGAUAAUCAUUGAAUAAUGAAUUCCACUGGUUUAAGAUAAGACAAUCAUCAAAGGCAAUUAGAACACCAGAUACAGAUUAAUUAAUUCAAAUGUGUGAAUUAGAAAUCAGUAAAGUAGAUGUGGUUUAUGUAAAAUAGUACUUACCUGUCACCUGGUUUUUGUAACUUUGUUCAUCUUUGUCGAUCUGCCGACAUAAAUUACAACAAUACUUUCUGUAGUGAGCACAAAACAGCUGUGGUUCGUUGGUGUAGAGACAUCGCUGUCUCAGAAAACAGUUUGGAUACUGGUCUGUGUGGUUGCAAUCCUCGGUAUUACCUGCCAGGUGUAGUGUGUGAUAGAGAAUGUAAAAAAAAAAAAAACGAUGGUUAGAUGAACAUUUAGAUACCAUAUGCAGAAAGUCAUUUACAUUGAUAGUUAUGCGGCAGUCAUGAUUAUGGUUUAUACUUGUACAUGUAUAUCAUAUAUAUGUGGAUGUUUUUAUUCAGCUUUGAGUUUAUUCAGUCAAAUUUGAAAUAUGAAUCAAUUUAUCAAUUUGUCCAAAGCCGCGCGAAAAUAUAAUGGUUUAUACAUGUACAGUAUACAUCAUUUGUGUGUGGAUUUUGUUUUCAGUUUUGAGUUUAUUCAGUGAAAUAUCCAUAGCCGCGCGAAAAUAUGUAUGAUGUGAUGCAUACAACUGGGUAUGACUAUGUAAUAAUACCGUUGGUAACUAGUUUAAUUAGCUACAUGUAUUUGUUACAAUGCGCGGUACUAUAUUUCUGUAAAUAAUGAUGUUUCGUCUUCAUUACUCCUAUUUCAUUGUCUUUCACAUGUUAUUUGUAUUUAAAUUAAUUUAUGUUCAAUUAUAUAUAAUCUAACUUACAACAAAAAUAUUAUAAAUA
Molecule: messenger RNA, 4930 nt
Organism: Ostrea edulis (European flat oyster)
Lineage: Eukaryota; Metazoa; Mollusca; Bivalvia; Ostreida; Ostreidae
Exons: 15
Coding region: 563-3829 (1088 amino acids)
Molecular function (GO): ecdysone oxidase activity; flavin adenine dinucleotide binding
Source: RefSeq, a predicted model, not a curated record